AGGCCAUCGGCGAUGCUGAGCAGCCGCCGUACCUGGCGUUCUCGAACCUGCAGGGCGUUGCCGAGCACCACGUGGAGACUCCGAUCGAGAUCACGUACGCCCCGCGGGACGCCCACUCCUUGGACGGCAGCACGCUGCAGGUGUUGGUGCCGGCCGGGCCGAGGGAGGACCUGUUCACCCUGAACUUCGCCGGAUCCGCCAAGAAGAGCCGCGUGGAGUUCUCCUUCCUCAGCCACGACUUCGGGCCCUGCUUCGUAGCCAAGGGCGGCGCCACGUCCGCCGGCGACCCGCAGGACCAGGGGCAGGAGCGGGUGGAGCUGGUCUGCACGAAUCGGGACGACAGCGACAUCCAGAUCGCCACGGAUUUCCAGCGGGAGCCGUGGCUAGACGUGCAAUUGCACUCCGCCAUGGUGGAGGCUGGCAAGUCCAUCCGCAUCCCCAUCGUCUUCUCGCCAAGGGAUGUCUGUGAGUACAUGCACCGGGUCGAAUUCUCGAUCAACGAGUACACCCGGACGGCGGUGGACAUCCGCGGGAGGGGCUGCCCGCUGAGGCUGGAGGUUGCAGAUGCCGAGAUGCAGAACAUUGAUUUCGGCGUCGUUACAGGAGGCGAGGUGCCCGUCCGGACCGUGAAGCUGGCGAACCGCUCCGCGCGGCAGGUGUCCUUCGAGCUCGUGGACGAGAAGCGCGAGCUGACCGACCGGGCGGUGGCGUGGACGCCCGGCCCCGGGACGACGCAGACGCUAAAGCCGAAGGAGAGCUGCGACGUGGAGCUGCGCUUCGCGCCGACCCACCGGAUCACGCCUUUCAGGUUCCCCCUGUACGCCCGCUGCAACAACGGCUUCGAGGUGAAGCUGCUCCAGGUGGCGGGCACCGGCCACUCCACGGAGGUGCGCCUCAGCGAGCAGUCCCUCUUCUUCGGCAGCGUGGUCGUUGGCUCCCAGGCGUCGCGCUCGCUGCGGCUGCACAACUUCGGGGACAUCGGUGCCAAGUUCCGCUUCGAGGUCCCGGAGAGGUACAGACAGGUCUUCAGCGUGUCCCCCUCGGAGGGCUUCGCCCGGCCGCAGGAGGACGUCUCGCUCACCGUGACGUUCACGCCCACCGCAGACAAGCAGCAGGACCUGGUUGGCAAGCACAUGUGGCUGAACGUCAUCACGAUAAGGCCAGCUGGCUGGAACAAGUCGAUCAAUGAUCGUGUCAUGCUUAAGGAUCUGACGGCAGAACUGCUCCACCUGCAGCCUGACCUGCGCCACCUUCUGGUAGUGGGGAACCUGCGCCAUGCCCAAGUCCCCCAUCGCCUGGAGCCGCAGGGCAUAGCGAUCAAGUCGAGACCGCUCCGAGCGCAGGUGCUGGACCCAAUGCGUAGGUUCGCGGCUAUUCUCAACGGAGCCCCUGGCACCUCCAACGUCGGCCUCACCAGCUACCUGAUGACUCACUGGGCUGAGCAGUACGACCCUAUCUUCGGUGCGACUGUCGACCUUGUGAUGCGGUACGCAGGUGCGGGGCCCCUCGGCGCUACUCUUCUUACUCUACGGCGCAUUGGAUGGGACAUGGUCUCUUCCCAGACUCUCCGCGAUGAUCUGGGGCGCCACUACGAUCUUCUUCAUGUGUGCCCCGCCGACCUCAAGCCUUACCUGCUUGAAGGCAUCCAGCGCUGGCAGCAUGAGCGGCUUCAGCGACACUGGUGCACCAGCACGGGUGCGCAGUUGUGGCACAGUGGCAUGCGCUAUGUCAUAAAGGGCAUCCGCCACCCUCGUCGGCUUGGAGCCCUACAUGCCCAUUGGGCCGACAACAUUCCCAUCCCAAUACGUCGCGACAUGAAGCUUAACCAGCCCAUGAGGUCUGUGAUGAAGGAGUCCCUGAAGCUCCCCAUCGUGCUGUUCACUCUCUGCCGGCUGGUGGUGGUACCAGCUCAGGAACCUGGCGACGAUGUGAGCAUGCAGGAUUUUGGGCUGGACUCUGCAACUGCGACUGGCACCCAGAGUGUCGGCGCCACGAUUCGCUCGAAGGACCAUGCUUUUCUUGCCAUCCCUCCGCGGUUGCUGGAGCCGAUGGGCGAGUUCAGGUGGCCGUCCGCUGUGCUGACCUACAACGCGAAGCACAAGAGCCUGGUGUUCACCAGCCUGGUGUUCCACAGCCUGGUGGUGAACACCACUCUGGCGACCGUGAUAGUGGUAGCCCGUCUGCCGACGCUGACAGUGAUCUAA
Messenger RNA from Prorocentrum cordatum, 2204 nucleotides. NCBI's taxonomy places the organism in Eukaryota, Dinophyceae, Prorocentrales, Prorocentraceae. The record is from the annotation of a GenBank genome assembly.